AUGCCGUUGUUUGAAUCGUUCAAAAGUUUUAUCCAGUCGCCGACGGAAUCGAAGGUGAAACAGGCAACCAGCGAGGACGAGACAAGUGGUGCCACCGGGACGUUGAUGAACGAGAUAUCGAUUUUGACGUACAGUCCCAAGACGGUACGGGAGAUCAUCCAGAUCAUCCGAAAGCGGCUGUUACUUGGGCAGAACAGGAGGAACUCACACCGCAGCUGUAUCCAGGUGAUGAAGACACUGACGCUGGUGUCGUACUUGAUGAACAACGGAUCCAACGAGUUCAUCAAGUGGCUUAAGGGCAAUAUGAUACUGAUUGAAAUUUUGGAGGACUUUCAGGUCCAGGAUACCCGGGACGACCGCAAUGGCGAGGAGAUACGCAAGCUGAGUAGGAAUCUGCACGAAUUACUGCAAGACGACGAGCUGCUGGAGAGACAGCGAAAGGACGUGAUCCAAUUCCGGUCGAGCAUAUCGACGCCAGGAAGGAAGUCCACGGACAAUAGCCAUCUGAAGCUGGAGGAGAUGAGAAAUGAGCUCGCUCGACAGAGCUUGGAAAAGAAAGCCAAGCCCGCUCCCACCAGCACCAGUCUGGACUUCCAGAGACAACGCACUAGGAACACACACGAAUACGCUCGAUUUUCAUUAGUGCCUCUGGCGGAAGAGGACAGUGAAGACUCUCCUAGUGCAGCUGGCGGCACAAGCAGACUAUCGUUUAGGCCCAAGUCCUCAAACAACCCAUUCAGAUGA
This is a messenger RNA of Saccharomyces eubayanus, 744 nucleotides long. RefSeq names its product Ent4p (gene ENT4). Gene Ontology annotation, cellular component: endosome; plasma membrane; clathrin vesicle coat. Gene Ontology annotation, biological process: endocytosis; actin filament organization. Gene Ontology annotation, molecular function: phospholipid binding; clathrin binding. The transcript has a single exon. Lineage: Eukaryota; Fungi; Ascomycota; Saccharomycetes; Saccharomycetales; Saccharomycetaceae. The coding region runs from base 1 to 744 and encodes 247 amino acids. The record is from RefSeq and is a predicted model, not a curated record.